AUGGCUACUCCUCCUCCAUCCAAGCGCCAAAAGCGCGAGGAAUACCGUCGCAAGAUCCAGUCCGAACAUGGCACCUCCGUCAAGAUGCCGCAGAAGAAAUUCUUCCGGCAGCGCGCGCAUGCGAAUCCCUUCUCGGACCACCAGCUGGACUAUCCCCUAAGCCCUGCACAUAUGGACUGGUCGUUGCACUAUCCGGCGUUCGUCAAUCCCAACCCCUCCGCAACGAAUCUUGCCGGCGCCCGCAAGCUAGUCAAGGAUGUCGAGGUUGUGGAUAUCGGGUGCGGGUUCGGGGGGUUGAUGGUGGGACUAGCGCCGCUGUUGCCGGAGACGUUGAUGGUUGGUGAGUAUAUUGUUUCCAGACAUCUACACAUUUCCGAAUACAAAAAUGCUAAGGGCAGAACCACAGGCAUGGAGAUCCGCACUCAAGUGCUUGAGUAUCUCCACUCGCGCAUCCAAGCUCUACGCACGCAGCAACAGAACUUGAAACAAAAAGCCAGCAACCCACAAGACACAGCAGAAGCAUCGACACAAUCCAAGGAUACCAAUGAACCCGCAGCAGCAGCAGCAUCAGCAUUGGAGGACAACAAGAACACUGAAAACAACGACGACGAGCCAGCCCUCACAACCAUCAUGCCAGGCAACUACGAGAACAUCACCGCCAUCCGCAGCAACACAAUGAAAUUCUUGCCAAACUUCUUCGGACGACACCAGCUCUCCAAGAUCUUCAUUUGCUUCCCAGACCCGCACUUCAAGGCGCGCAAGCACAAGGCGCGCAUUAUCUCCGAGUCGCUGAAUGCCGAGUACGCCUACGUGCUGCGUCCGAGCGGUCUGCUGUACACCAUCACCGAUGUCGAGGAGUACCACCACUGGAUUCUGCGCCAUUUCCACUUUCAGUCCGAUGACGAGGCUGAGGCACAGUCAACGGGCCAGACUGUGUCAUCACAUGCCCCUGGGAUCAAGGAUCUCUGGGAGCGAGUGUCGGAUGCUGAGCUGGAGGCGGAUCCGUGCGUGCGCGUGAUGAAGUUCGAGACCGAGGAGUCUAAGAAGGUCUCGCGCAACAAUGGGAACAAGUAUGUGGCGGUUUUCCGGCGCAAGGCGGAUCCGGAAUGGCCUGCUUGA
This is a messenger RNA of Penicillium alfredii, 1119 nucleotides long. RefSeq names its product tRNA (guanine46-N7)-methyltransferase (gene trm8). Gene Ontology annotation, cellular component: tRNA methyltransferase complex. Gene Ontology annotation, biological process: tRNA methylation; RNA (guanine-N7)-methylation. The transcript has 2 exons. Gene Ontology annotation, molecular function: tRNA (guanine(46)-N7)-methyltransferase activity. Bases 1 to 1119 code for a protein of 372 amino acids. The record is from RefSeq and is a predicted model, not a curated record. Lineage: Eukaryota; Fungi; Ascomycota; Eurotiomycetes; Eurotiales; Aspergillaceae.